UCAUUCCGUCCUGCUUGGUGCGUCGCGAUUAGUUCGUUCGCCUCGUUUUCAAUCCCGAUCCGUUCAGUUGCUCUUCAGUCACCGUCGCGUUACAUACUUACGCGUUUCUCUGCAUUAUGUACCAGCAAACCAACAACACAUAACCCUUCCAAAAUGAAGCCUAAUCGGUUAUAACGUUUCGUUUACAAAUCCUAUUUUAUUAGAUCGAAUAUAUUAUAUUGUGAUAUUUAGUUAGUUUUAGUAUAUAUCGUUAUUAUUUAUACUGUUACAAUGAAUUAUUUAAAUUAGUAUUUCCCAAUUAACAAAUCAGUGCUCAAUAUAAUCUCAUUCCAAAACGCCCUGUAUAAUUGAAUAAAUUUGAGAAUUUUAUAAUAUAUUAAUUUGCAAUGACGGCGAAAACUCGUUCACAUUGGAAGGAAUAUGGAACAGCGCUCUGUGCAACGCUCAUCACAGCGACAGCUGGUACCUGCUACGGCUGGCCCUCACCAACACUACCUUACCUACAAUCUUCUAACAGCAGCAUACCAACUACACCUGGUCAGGGAUCAUGGAUAGUGUCCAUAAUGAUAUUAUCCUCCGCCCUCACACCUAUACCAUCAGCCUACCUCGCAGACAGAUUUGGAAGAAAAACUACAUUGCUCAUCGGAGCUGUGCCAUUUAUACUUGGUUGGCUGCUCAUCAUCUUCGCCAAAUCCGUUGCUGUCCUCUACGUAUCUAGAAUGUUCUCUGGACUCGGAUACGGCAUUGUAUAUACUGUAGCGCCUAUGUAUACAGGAGAGAUUGCUACAAAUGAAGUUCGAGGAGCUCUCUCUACACUCAUUACGCUUAUGAAUAAAGUCGGUAUUCUUGCCCAAUACUGCAUCGGACCUUUUGUAUCGAUGCGAACCUUAGCUGCUAUCAACUUGACCCUGCCGAUCACUUUUGUUUUGUCUUUUAUCUUCCUUCCGGAGUCCCCUUAUUAUUACCUGAAGUUUGAACGCAGUGAAAGGGCAGAACGAUCCCUUAGAAAUCUACGCUCGGGUGACAUAAGAACAGAACUCAAAAAUAUAGAAAUCAAUGUUCAAGAAGACAUGAAAAACCGGGGGACCUGGAGUGAUUUAAUAACUGAAGCUACUAACAGAAAAGCCCUAUGGAUAUGUUUAGGAAUAUUUACAAUUCAACAGCUGUGUGGUAGCGCUGCAGUCGUUGCAUACGCCGAAGUCAUUUUUAACUGUACUACACAAGGUGCCGUUGCGUCCACUAAUGCUUCAGGACUAAAUGAAACCGCUUCAAAUGUUGGCACUUCCAUUAAGCCAUACCAAGAAUCUAUUAUUCUUGGAUGUGUUCAAGUCGCUACUUGUGUGCUCUCCGUAAUUCUUGUGGACCGAGUUGGAAGAAAACCUCUACUACUGUUAUCAGCACUUGGAGUUGGUCUAAUGAAUGGUACUAUUGGCACGUACUUCUUCUUUGACAUUACAAAGAAAGGUUCUGUAGAUUUCCUAAACUGGCUUCCUCUGUGUGCGCUGCUCAUCUAUAUAGUAUGUUAUGCUAUCGGCCUCUCUACAGUGCCUUACGUCAUAAUUGGAGAGAUGUUCCCUACGAAUGUCAAACUCUACGCCUCAUGUGUUGCCCACAUCUACACCGGCAUCGCUAUGUUUACAGUUCAAAAACUGUUCCAGGUGGUAAAAGACGCUUACGAAAUCUAUACAGUAUUCUGGGGAUUCGCGGCAUUCUCUUUCCUUGGUCUGGUGUUCACGCUAGUAGUGCUAGCCGAGACGAAGGGAAAAUCGUUCUCUGGCAUCCAAGAACAAUUACGAAGAGAAGUAGAAAGAGGCAGCGCUAUCCAAGUCGCGACAGCUGAAUACUGAACCGUAACCGUGCCACCCAUGCAGGGCUGAUUUCUCAUUCUUAUUUCUAAGCUUAACUUUAAGGGAUCAAGUUGAAAAUAAAACUUAUAUUGAAUAUUGUUACUUAAAUUAUAAUGAUAGUUAGACAUACAGUUUUAUAUAUACAAGUAUUGUAUGUACAGCUAGAUUAAUUUAACAAUCUGUACAUAAGUAGGGAGGGAAGAAGAGUGGGGGCCAGGAUGGAAGCUGAUGAAAAUGCGGUGAAGUCUUGUGAGUCGAAGUCGGCCGGCAACUUCCUGGACGCCACCACGCUUGUAUACAGCUUUGCCGACUGCUUUGGUGUUCUUGUUUUAUUAGGGCUUUCAAAAUCAACCAGAUACAGACCGAAGCGGGACCUGUAAUUGCAUUUACAAAACACAUCACGAGUGAAUUAAACCGUUUGACUGAC
Messenger RNA from Galleria mellonella (greater wax moth), 2274 nucleotides. Its product is annotated as facilitated trehalose transporter Tret1. Gene Ontology annotation, biological process: transmembrane transport; carbohydrate transport. The coding region runs from base 387 to 1847 and encodes 486 amino acids. The record is from RefSeq and is a predicted model, not a curated record. Lineage: Eukaryota; Metazoa; Arthropoda; Insecta; Lepidoptera; Pyralidae. Gene Ontology annotation, cellular component: membrane. Gene Ontology annotation, molecular function: sugar transmembrane transporter activity. The transcript has 4 exons.